AUGCAGCCAACUGCAUGCAAGACGUGUUGUUCGGCUUGCGUCACUUCGCCACCCCCUGUGACUCCUCCAGAGAAUACGGCGUAUUCCGUACGAAACUUCUUCGCUGCCGGAGUUCUGAAGUUUGGCGUUGCAUUACAAGAGUCUGCCCACUGCAUAUGCAGCCACUGGCAUGCUGAAGAUCAUUGGCAUGGUUUCGACCACACUACAAUUCUGCCUUUGAUCACCACCGCGGAGGAUGAUGUGACCCUUCGCGAGCUCAACUUCCUCCUUCGAGAACGUUUUAUCGCGCUUUCGUGGUGCUUAUCUCCGUGCAAGACCAGAGUGUAUAUUCGUGUAUACCUCAUACCUCACGACCUCGGGGGUGUGCAGGGCAAACUGCGGAGACGGGGCGAGCAUAUACUCACCCCUGCGCGAAAAUACUUAAAACGCAUCUUGCCCCUCAUCGUACAAAAUCAUGCGCUCUGGGAUGGCCUCGAGUACGACGUGUCUGGAUCUGUGCAAAAGGCAUUUCUGCCGAAUAAACUGGAUCCACGAACCAUGGCAGAGAUAUACGGCGACCUACCCUCGCCUCAAGUCGACCUCACUGACCCCGGAGUUCCGGAUAGUGCUCGCCAAGUUUGUGCGGCCGACUCGCUCCCGGGACUGCGCAGCAGCCUCCACGACUAUCAACGACGUUCUGUCGUUGCAAUGAUAUGCAAGGAAACAUGCUCGGGAACAUGCCCCGAUCCGCUGUACAUUACUCUGCAUAGCAUGGACGGUGAACCGCUCCACUUUCAGCCAGCUACCGGCGAAGUCGUUCGAGAGAGGCCAGUUGUAACGUCCAGCCGCGGAGGCAUUCUCUGUGAAGAACUCGGUACGGGCAAGACAGUCAUGAUUCUGUCCCUGAUAAUGGCUACGCUGGACGAACUACCUGCACCUGAAGAGUCCAUCUUGGACACCCGACCGGUACUGACGCCCAUUAGUAUGAGAGUUUUCUCCACCACGGAGGCAAAAGCUGCACGCAAGAGGGCAUCGCGAGGAGGCCGAACGAUCGCACCGCCUGUCGGAGGCGUGCCUACACUUGUUGAGAUGUCGCUACACUGGUCAAGAUUGCACCCAGCAAAAUCAGGCCUUCGACAAUUUGAGGACCAAUUAGCACGCACGAACCUUCUGCCGAUGCUUACAGGGAAUGUGCCGUUUUAUCACCAUUUCAUUGUUGACGGUCUGGAGCAGGACUCCUCAAGGCGCAAGACGAGUGGUGCUGGUCCAAGGACCAUGCACAUAACAUCUGCCACGCUCGUGAUUGUCCCUCCCAACCUGGUCGCUCAGUGGCAAAGGGAGAUACAGAAACAUUGCGAGGACGGCCUCCGAGUCCUCACAGUGAACAAGGACGCGGAUCUCCCGCGUCCAAGUGAGCUCGCGUCCAAUUUCGAUGUGAGUACUAAAAAUCUCAUAGUAUUCUCCUCUGAGGGAAAGAAAACCAAUAUCACGUCGUUACAUGACUGGAACAGCUGCACCUGCCUCCCGUUCCCAGGCACUCGCGUACCUCGGUGCCAGUGUGACGAGAUCCGCACGGACGUAUCGUCUCUUCUGAGGGUGCGCUGGAAGCGUCUUGUCAUAGACGAAGGGCAUGUUUCCGCAACCGUGGCAACGACUCUCACCCCGUUUGCUAAAUUGCUGAGCGUCGAGCGGCGCUGGAUUGUUACCGGAACCCCAACCACCAAUAUGCUCGGUUUCAGCUUCGGCUCCAUUUCACAAAACAGAGACACGGUAACUGACCAUGAUGACUCUCUGCUCGUGCCUACCGAAGCUUUGGAUGGUCUUGAAGACGAGCAUGAAGGACACGAUGACGUCAAUGUCGGGGCAGACAACACGUCCAGGCGUUGGACCUUAGAGGACCGGCAAGACCUGCAUAAACUCGCAACCAUGAUCAGUCACUUCCUUUCUGUUCCGCAAUUUGCCACGACCCCAAAACUCUUUACAACUCACGUCAUCGCACCCUUGUUCGACAUCAACGGCCCACGAGCUGGUCCAAUUCAAGUCCUGGAACAAGUCAUGCAGAUGGCGAUGGUUCGACAUCGAAUUUCCGAUGUCGAACAUGAAGUGACAUUGCCUCCUAUGAGGAAGGAAACUGUGCUACUCGACCUUCAUCCCCUCGCUGUCAAAUCUUACAACACUUUGCAAAGCCUGAUUGCCAUAAACGCUGUGGAUUCUGAGAGGGUCGAUCAGGAUUACCUUUUCCACGCUAGGAAUACCCGUACUCUCCUGCAGAUCGUGGAGAACAUCAGUCAGACUCUGUUCUGGAGAACAGACGAUGAGCUCCUGGAGCAGGUUCGAGAUGCUCUGCAGAAGUCAGACAAGACUCUUUCCAACGCUGUUCAGCGAAACCGACCUGAAGACGACCAUUUGCUGCUAAAAUCUGCGUUCCAUCAUCUACAAGAGGCAAUGAAAGACGGCAUAUGGCGAGCAUCACAGGACUGCAUCGAUCUACCGUACGAAGUCCGCAAUAUCGACAGGACAAUAUUCGCCCACUGGACUCGCUCACAAGUUUACGGCCUGUCACGUCCCCGGGAUAGCGGCGCCGAGGAUGACCAUAUUGUUGCGUACAUGCACCCAGACCGACUUGAGAAGAUGCGAGAGUUUGUCGUUGCGCAGCCACUUGCAUCGAAGGAGCGAAUAUGCAACCAAGGCUCGGCGGUAUGCGAAGCUGAUGCUCGCCAGCAUCAACUUCAUGAACUCAAUCAGCUCAUGCGGAAGGGGGGGAAGCGGAGGCGUGAAGAGGAUGAUGCAGGUCGUGUAAUAGGCAGGGCCAGGGAGUCGGCGAAGAAAACAAUCGUGAGGGAGAGAAUCGAGGAGCUUCGAAAGGAAUACCUUAUUGCCCAAGCGCGGCUCCAGGUUGUCAGCACGCAUGAAAGCCAGCAUCCUUCUGGUUCUGUGCCCCUCGAGGACAAAUCAUCGAUAACCACGCCAAAUACCCCCUCUCUCAGUUUUCUUGCCUCCUCACCACUGGCCAAUGUCCGCAUUGGAUCAUCUGGUUCUUCCAAGCAGAACUACAUUCUUAGAGAGGUUUUGCGUCAUGCACCGACCGAGAAGUUUCUGAUAUUCUCCAAAAGCCCUCUGACCCUUGCUCAUGUAGCGGAGGGUCUUGACCUUUCUGGUAUCAAAUACCUCCAAUCCACAAGGGUCAGUGUUAGGAUGCGAGAACAACUUGUGCUCACAUUUGAGACAUCCGACGUAUACCGCGUAUUCUUAAUGGAGCUCAAACACGGGGCCCGUGGAUUGAAUAUGGUCACGGCGUCCCGUGUCCUCUUCUGCGAGCCGGUGUGGGAGGCUGACGUCGAAACUCAAGCAAUCAAGCGAGCGCACCGUAUUGGGCAAACACGCCCAGUAAAUGUGAAGACACUUGCCAUCCGUGGAACAUCCGAAGAGUACAUGGUCAAUCGACGCAACACGUUGAAGGAGCAGUUCGCAGUAAGCACGAACAAGUCACCCGAGUUUCUAAAGGAAAAGGGCGUACGGGACUUCAUCGCUAACCCGACAUUCCUUCAUCCGUGCUCCACGACCGGGAUGCUAGGAUUAGAUAUUCCGCUUUUGCCCAUAUCUCAAGGUUCCGCUGCGAACCGUCCAGGAGACUCGGGAGGAGUGAGUCACGAGAGUGUUUUCGUGUCCGACAUACCUACGGAUGGAGCGCGAUCGGCGGAAGAUCACUUGCAAGCAUCGAGUAGCAUGGACCGUAGCAUGGAUCACCACUCUCCUCCGAAGAAGUUGAGAAGCGUGCGAUUUGCGGAUUGA
Messenger RNA from Punctularia strigosozonata HHB-11173 SS5, 3771 nucleotides. RefSeq lists its product as uncharacterized. Gene Ontology annotation, molecular function: ATP-dependent chromatin remodeler activity; ATP binding. NCBI's taxonomy places the organism in Eukaryota, Fungi, Basidiomycota, Agaricomycetes, Corticiales, Punctulariaceae. The coding region runs from base 1 to 3771 and encodes 1256 amino acids. The transcript has 14 exons. The record is from RefSeq and is a predicted model, not a curated record.